Molecule: messenger RNA, 3291 nt
Organism: Aspergillus clavatus NRRL 1
Lineage: Eukaryota; Fungi; Ascomycota; Eurotiomycetes; Eurotiales; Aspergillaceae
Product: putative class V chitinase
Exons: 12
Coding region: 1-3291 (1096 amino acids)
Biological process (GO): carbohydrate metabolic process
Molecular function (GO): hydrolase activity, hydrolyzing O-glycosyl compounds; chitin binding
Source: RefSeq, a predicted model, not a curated record
AUGAACUGGACUGCGCUCCUUUGGUUGUGCCUGGCCUCGUGCCUCCAGCUUGUCUUUGCGCAGGACUACACCUGUAGUGCUACGAAGCCCUGUGCUAUCGGAUGUUGCUCCAACACAGGUGUCUGUGGUCUGGGACCCAACUUUUGCGGUGAGACCUGUAUUUCUAACUGUGAUCGCAAAUCGGAAUGCAACCCAGGAUGGGGCUUGGAGUGGUCUGCCUCCCAAAACUGUCCCCUGAACGUUUGCUGCUCUAAAUUUGGCUUCUGUGGCACGACGGACGAGUUCUGCGGUGACAACAAAGUCCAGGCGCCCCAAUGCUCCAGCGGCUCUAGCUCAUCGAAGCGAACCGUCGGGUACUAUGAGGGCUGGAGUGUCACUCGCAGCUGUGACCGCAUGUACCCUGAAUCCAUUCCAAUUGGUUCCUACACGCACCUCAACUUUGCUUUCGCAUUCAUUGACCCCGUUACCUUCAAGGUGGCCCAAAUGAGCCCCGGUGACGAAGAACUCUAUAAGCGCUUCACUGGCCUAAAGAGCUUAUAUCCCGACUUGGAGACUUGGAUUUCUAUCGGGGGAUGGAGCAUGAAUGACCCCGACCAGCCCACGGCCUCUACGUUUUCUGAUCUAGCAGGCUCUGCUGAUGCGCAGGCCAAAUUCUUUGCGUCGCUCAUAUCUUUCAUGGAGACAUAUGGCUUCGACGGGGUCGAUAUCGAUUGGGAGUAUCCCGUCGCUGCAGAACGUUCAGGCAAGCCAUCGGACUACCAGAACUUCCCUGCGUUUUUGAGAAAUCUUCGAAGUGCGUUGAGUGGUACCGGCCACAAGUAUGGCAUCUCUAUUACAAUUCCUUCCUCCUACUGGUACCUGCAGCACUUCGACGUUGUCGAGAUCGAGAAAACAAUUGACUGGUUCAACAUGAUGUCCUACGAUCUUCACGGGACUUGGGACGGCCAGAAUCAGUACACGGGCCCCUAUCUUAAGGCUCACACCAACAUCACUGAGAUUGACCAGGCGUUGAACUUGCUUUGGCGUAAUAACAUCAAUCCUGAUCAUGUUACCUUGGGUCUUGGUUUCUAUGGUCGGUCGUUCACUCUCACUGAUCCCUCAUGUACCAAGCCAGGCUGCACCUUCUCCUCCGGUGGCAACGCCGGGCCUUGUACCGCAUCCGUGGGGACACUGUCCUAUUCCGAGAUUGAAAAGAUUGUUGCCAAUGGAGCCAAGGUGGAGCUGGAUGCGGAGGCCGCUGUGAAGAUAGUCACUUGGGGCGGAAACCAAUGGGUCAGCUAUGAUGAUGCUGAGACUCUCAAGCUCAAGCUGAACUAUGCCAACAACCACUGCCUUGGUGGUACUAUGGUGUGGGCCGCAUCGACAGAUGAUUCGCAGGGUAGCGCGGCCAAUGCACUGUCGAAAUUGACGGGCCGAUCUGUGAUCUCCCUGGCCGCUAGCUCGUCAUCGACCGAGCAAGUUCAAUCCUGCCGGUUGAGCGAGUGCGGACAAGAGUGUCCGAGUGGCCUCAAGCCGGCGCAGCGCAGUGACGGUAAGAACCGGGGCAACACAGGAACGAAUACCGGAUGCCCCAAGGGCCAGUCGCGGCUGUACUGCUGCCCCCCGGAUAACAUGCCCACAUGUACCUGGAGAGGAGGCGCCCCGUUCUGCAACGGCAAGUGCCACGACGGCGAGGUUGAAGUAUCAAGCAGCUGGAGCGGGACCGGACAAUCCUGCUGGACUGGACACAAGGUACUGUGCUGUCAACAGAACGCGGCCAACGCGGCUGCUGCCAAGUGCAAGUGGUACGGCAGUGCCCCCUUUUGCUCUGCCCCGUUCAACACAGCCAGUUGCCCCUCGGGCCGCCAACGGCUCACGUACUCGAGCUUUGGUGCGGGUGGUGAGGAGCCGUGCAUCACCGGACAGAAGGCUUUUUGCUGUGACCAACCGGCGCCAUAUGAGAAUUGUGACUGGUACUAUCACGGAGGUAAAGCCCGGGGCGCGAUUCCGUUUGUGUGCACUGGUGAAUGUCCGGCCGGCAAGGCGUCGAUUGCCACUGAUCCAUCAGGAUGUUUCUCUGGCUACGGAUCGUUCUGCUGUGAUUCCCCCGCGACAACCAAUGAUCCCCUGGUGGCCGCAUUUUCCGAUCGUCUGGCGAAGUUCGCUAAGAACCCUGUUUGCAAGGCCAGCGAUCGCCAGUAUAGCAAGCGGGAUGAAAGCAACACGACACUUGCUCUGGCUAAACGACAUGACCUGGCCCCGUCGGACUGGUCUGGGAUUAUGUUACAAGUCACAGCCCUGGCUCUGGGCCGAUCUGGCACAUACCAGUCGUCGUUGAUGGCCAGCCAAUUCAAUGAGACCUAUGGAGAGCCUUUUGGCCUGACACUGGAUCAGAUCCACCGAUUCUUUGACGAUGCACCACUUGUGGAUACGAACUCUCGCACAGAGAGUUUGAUGUGCCUAGGCAGAAAUGCCGGGAAUCAGGUGGAGGACUACGAGAGAACUCGCAGCAGCGUCUGCGUGCGGCCCUGCUCGUCGGCUCGAUCAAAGCGUGGCAGCAUCGGGGAGACUCAAUCAGGGGCUAGACGGACUGACCUGCUCGUGGCUCGCAAUAUCUUGCAGACGGAGGAGUCUAUCUCUGGAGGAGGGGGCAUCGAACCCAGCUGGAGAUACAUCGUGGAUGGCAUUAUUGCUGGCCAUCUGCCGCUGGUUUAUGAACAGCUCAUCCGCACCAAUAGCGGAGAGAACAUCCUUGAGAUUGUUUGGCAGAUCACCGAUAGUAGCUACCAGGAGACGGCGGCAGAUCGCUUUGUUGCCUUCCAUUUCCACUUUGAGCAUCUGAUUAAUCGCGGGGGCGUCAACCGCGCUGGAAUCUAUGCCGUCGUCGCCUUUCACGGACAGGAGUACGCCAGCGGGUACCAGUUUGCACGCGUUGACGGUAAUGCCCAUCAUGGAGAUAACCGCCGCGCACAUAUCAUGGAGUGCAACACGGGCAGCGAGGCAAACCAGCACACGAUCUACUGGUACCCGGGCGAUCUGCCCAACUCAGCGUCCGCGGGUCUCCCUCAAUGGGCGCAGGCCAUCACCCGGUUUGGCAAUUAUCUGUACGACGAGGACCUGAUCACGGAGGAGACCUUCACUGGCGCCCAGCGCGGCCAGUUGACCACGUACACCAUCCCCAACGACCCAUGUCCUGGACGGCACUACGUCGACUGGGGCACAUACCAUCAGAGCCGUCAAUUUACACCGAAUGGGAAUGCACGGGGACAGUGGGAAACGCAGGACACCCAGAAUGAUAAUGACGAGGUAUAG